Messenger RNA from Pocillopora damicornis (cauliflower coral), 2926 nucleotides. RefSeq lists its product as uncharacterized. Gene Ontology annotation, biological process: regulation of transcription by RNA polymerase II. Lineage: Eukaryota; Metazoa; Cnidaria; Anthozoa; Scleractinia; Pocilloporidae. The record is from RefSeq and is a predicted model, not a curated record. Gene Ontology annotation, molecular function: RNA polymerase II cis-regulatory region sequence-specific DNA binding; DNA-binding transcription factor activity, RNA polymerase II-specific.
GUCUGUAAGAUGGCGUCCUUCGUAGGUUGACUGUCGUAACGCUGUGUGGAAGCAAAUUACUGUGGAACACAUAUUAACAUCGAAGCAUUUUAGAUUACUUUGCUGUCUCUCAGUUGGCACUAACAUGGCAAAAACAAAAACAUCCUGUACUGAGAAGGUACAAAUAAAGUGGAAAAUCAAAUCAACGUGUAAAGAAUCUGCAAGAUUUAAGAGCUGCGUGCAAAAGACAUUGAAAUGCAAAUUUUGUGAAAAGCAUUUCACAUCUAAGGGAAAGUUACAAGUACAUUUAAGAACCCACACUGGAGAGAAACCAUACCAGUGCAAAAUUUGUGACAAGUGUUUUACUCGAAAAGGAAGUAUACGAAGACAUGAAAGAUCACACACUGGAGAAAAGCCAUACCAGUGUAAGACUUGUGACAAGAGUUUUACAAGAAAAGGAAGUCUGCAAAUACAUGAAAGAUCCCACACCGGGGAGAAGCCAUACCAGUGUAAGACUUGUGACAAGAGUUUUACAAGAAAAGGAAGUCUACAAAUACAUGAAAGUUCCCACACUGGAGAGAUGCCAUACCAGUGCAAAACUUGUGACAAAUGGUUUUCUCAAAAAGGUAAUCUUCGAAGACAUGAAAGAUCCCACACUGGUGAGAAGCCAUACCAGUGUAAAACAUGUGACAAGUGGUUUACACAAAAAGAAACUCUCAAAGCACAUAUGAGAUCUCAUACUGGAGAGAAGCCAUACCAGUGUAAGAUAUGUGAAAAGUUUUUUACUACUAGAAGAAGUUUGCGAAUGCAUGAAAGAUCACACACUGGAGAGAGGCCAUUUAAAUGCAAAGUUUGUAAUAAGGGUUUUACUUAUAUUGCAAAUGCAAGAGUUCAUGAAAGAUCCCACACUGGAGAGAAGCCAUACCAGUGCAAAACAUGUGACAAGUGGUUUGCUCAAAAAGGUAAUCUACAGAUACAUGAACGAUCCCACACUGGAGAGAAGCCAUACCAGUGCAAAACAUGUGACAAGCGGUUUGCUCAAAAAGGUAAUUUACAAAUACAUGAAAGAUCACACACUGGAAUGAAGUUAUUCCAGUGCAAAAGUUGUAACAAGUGUUUUACCACAAAAAGAGGUAUGCAAAUACAUGAAAGAUCACACACUGGAGAAAAGCCAUACCAGUGCAAAAUUUGUGAGAAAUGUUUCACUUCAAAAAGAAGUCUGUAUGUACAUGAAAGAUCCCACACUGGAGAAAAGCCAUACCAUUGCAAAACAUGUGACAAGUGGUUUACCCAAAUGGGUCAUCUACAAAGACACGAAAGAUCACACACAGGAGAGAAGCCAUACCAGUGUAAGACUUGUGACAAGAGUUUUACAAGAAAAGGAAGUCUACAAAUACAUGAAAGUACCCACACUGGAGAGAUGCCAUACCAGUGCAAAACUUGUGACAAAUGGUUUUCUCAAAAAGGUAAUCUUCGAACACAUGAAAGAUCCCACACUGGUGAGAAGCCAUACCAGUGCAAAAUGUGCGAGAAGUGGUUUUCUCUAGAAAGAACACUACGAAAGCACGAAAGAUUACACUUUGAACAGCAACCAUUAUCUUCAGAUUACGAUGAAACAUUUACUUGCUGGAUUUGCCAGGAGGAACUGAGCAGUGCUUCCCAGCUUCUUAGCCACUAUGAGGAACACAUGAAGUUGCCUUGGAAAGAUUGUAGUGACUGCGGGUAUUUCAGCCCUGAUUUCUGUCGUGGAAUGCCAGGAGGACGUAUCGAGUCAUUUGAAGUAAUAACAGCUCUUCAGCGAAAUCCUCGAGUACAAGAUUGCAAAACCUGUGAUAAGUGGUUUACUCAAAAAGGUAAUUUACAAAAACAUGAAAGAUCCCACACUGGAGUGAAGCCAUACCAGUGCAAAACUUGUGACAAGUGGUUUAAUCGAAAAUAUAAUUUACAAAUACAUGAAAGAUCACACACUAGAGAGAAGGCAUUCCAGUGUAAAACAUGUGACAAGUGGUUCCUCCAGAAAAUAAAUCUACAAGUACAUGAAAGAUUACAUACUGGAGAGAAGCCAAACCAGUGCAAAUAUUGUGAUAUGUGUUUUACUCAUAAGGGAAGUCUUCGAGUCCAUGAAAGAAACCACACUGGAGAGAAGCCAUACCAGUGCAAAUCUUGUGAUAUGUGUUUUUCUUCAAAUGGAAGUCUACGAAUACAUGAAAGAUCCCACACUGGAGAGAAGCCAUACCAGUGCAAAACAUGUGACAAGUGUUUUACUCAGAAAGGUAAUCUACAAAGACAUGAAAGAUCUCACACUGGAGAGAAGCCAUACCAGUGCAAAACUUGUGCCAAGUGUUUUACUAGAAAAAGAGGUCUGCAAAUACAUGAAAGAUCCCACACUGAAGAGAAGCCAUACCAGUGCAAAACUUGUGCCAAGUGUUUUACUAGAAAAAGAGGUCUACAAAGACAUGAAAGAUCUCACACUGGAGAGAAGCCAUACCAGUGCAAAACUUGUGACAAGUGGUUCACUCAAAAAAGUAGUCUACAAAGACAUGAAAGAUCUCACACUGGAGAGAAGCCAUACCAGUGCAAAGCUUGUGACAAGUGUUUUACUACGAAAAGAAGUCUGCAAAUACACAAAAGAUUACACACUGGAGAGAAGCCAUACAAGUGCAAAACUUGUGACAAGUGUUUUACUCAAAAAGGUAGUCUACAAAGACAUGAAAAAUCCCACCCUAGAGAGAAACCAUACCAGUGCAAAAUGUGUGAGAAGUGGUUUUGUCGAAAAAGAACACUACAAAAACACGAAAGAUUGCACUUUGCACAGCAGCCAUAUUCUUCAAAUUACGAUGAAACAUUUACUUGUUGGAUUUGCCAGGAGGAACUGAGCAGUGCUUCCCAGCUCCUUAGCCACUAUGAGGAACACAUGAAGUUGCCUUGAUGUUCUUGUUGAUCAGUU